AGAGGAGGGGGAGAAGAAAGAAGAGGAAUUAAAAAAGAAAAGGAAGAAAGAGACAGGGAGGGAGGAGGGAGAGAGCGAGCGAUAAAAAAAGAAAGAUGACAUCCUCGCCAUUGAAGCGCCGAGGUGGAGCGGUAGGCUGCGGCCCGGCGCAGACGCUCUCCGCCGGGGUCAGGGCUUGAACCAGACACCGAGGCUUCGAUAGACACCCGGUCGGCCUAUUGGGGAAAUCGCGAAAAUAGAUUCAUAUAUUAAAAAGCAUGAACUGCUAUUGUAUCAAAUGCGUUUGUUAACACUCCAAUUAUACUAUUAAGAUUGCGUGAAUGCAUCAUUUAUUUAUAUUGGAUGUAUAUGUAGUAUAUCGUUAAAAAUAUAUGUAAUCACACAGAAUUUUCUGGUUUGUUUAUUUUUUUACGUUCUCUUUAGUGUCAAACGCCUCGUUUUGAUUAUUAUGCUUUGACCGCUUCUAGUAAGAAAGCGGACUGAGAAGGAGAUAGGCCGUUAUUAGAGCUGGUUGCUUUCCUGGGCCUGGCCCUCGGCGACAACCCGGGUUUUUCUGUCCCUCUGAGACGCUUUGGAGAAGACUGUCGUGUCUGCGACUCUGAAGGCGGCUCUUUGCCCCGCUACCGUCGGUGUUUCGAUCGGAGAAUGCGAACGGUCUGUUCUCACAUCUCGAACGGGACCGUUUAACGUUUGCUGACUCUUCAUCUGCAUCGCUCUGCUGCAAAAUGGAUGCUGCGUGGAGCAAUUUCCUCUUCCAGAAUACUCCCACCCAAAACCAAGUGGAGGGCAGCCUCCAAUCAGAGCUGAUGUCGGUGCACGGAAGCUCCCAGAGCCCACCUCCGGAGCACAUGACCCAGCCCCCCUCCACAGUGGACACCGCUGCGCUCAACGAAGACCCCCCGCCAGUGAAGGUGGCCCCGCGGCCGGCCCGGGCGUCCCACGUCUGCUCCAUCUGCAACAAGCAGUUCAAGAACAACUACAACCUGCGGCGCCACCAGUCGGUGCACACCGGGGUACGCAUGACCCACAGGCCCAAGGAGACCGCGGGUGGGGGGAGGUCCGAAAGGCAGACCGUCCCGCUCUCCCUCCUCCAUCUAUCCAUGGUCCCCCCCCUCGCGUCCCAGCAGCCCCCUCUGGCCGGGCUGGACGGGGAGGGGGGGGUGGCCAUGACCGCCGUAGUGGCUAGCGCUAACCCCCCCCACAAUCUGGCUCCCGCCGCUGCCGCGGUCGUCAUGGGGACGGGGGCGACAGGACAGCGUCCCGCCAACCCCAGCCCGGUGAGGAAGAACCACGCGUGCGAGACGUGUGGGAAGGCGUUCCGGGACGUCUACCACCUGAACCGCCACCGUCUGUCCCACUCGGACGAGAAGCCGUACUCCUGUCCCAUCUGCCAGCAGCGCUUCAAGAGGAAGGACCGCAUGUCCCACCACGUCCGUUCCCACCAGGGGGGCGUGGAGAAGCCCUACAUAUGCCCCCACUGUGCCAAGGCCUUCUCCCGACCCGAUCAUCUGAACAGCCACGUCAGACAGGUCCACUCGUCUGAAAGGCCCUUCAAAUGCACGACGUGCGAGUCGAGUUUCGCCACCAAGGACCGUUUGCGAGCUCACAUGAUCCGUCAUGAGGAGAAGGUGCCGUGCCACAUCUGCGGCAAGCUGCUGUCGGCUGCUUACAUCACCGAUCACAUGAGGGUGCACAACCAAUCACAGCACCACGCCUGCCACCUUUGCAACCGCAGCUUCACCACGCUGACCUACCUGCGGGUCCACGCCCAGAAGCACCACGGCCAGGAGUGGAAGGAGAGCGGGGGGGCGCUGGGCUCCCCGGCCGCCGGCGGCGUGCUGGUCUGCCAGCUGUGCGGCAUCCAGUGCAAGACCCCCACCCAGCUGCAGGGGCACAUGGGCACCCACAGCGCCUCGCAGGGGGCCCCCAGCCCGGACCCCUCCGGUACGGCGGCCAGCGGCUCCGUCUCCCUCGGCAACAUGGUGUCGGCGCCCGUGUACGUGAGCGGCGGCGGGGCGGACCUGCUGGUCACGGACUGCUCCAGCAUCGCCGCCCCGCAGGCACACAGCUAACGACCCAGCUCCGGCAAUGACCCCCCCCCCACCCCCUGGCCCCCGCCCCCCCGCGCCGGGACCUCUGACCACUGGAGCACCGCGACCCCUGAACCCGCCCAAACUGACCCUGGAGAACCCUGACCCCCCCGCCGUGGACGACCCCUGACCUCUGAGCUGACCCUUGGGGGUUAUCGAUGGUAAGACGGUGUGUUGGUGUACCGGGGGUCCUGGGGCAGGAACCCAUCCCUGCUGCAGAGGUGUGUGUGUGUGUGUGUGUUAGUGUCGGAGUGUGUGUGCGUCUCAGGGGGUGUGUGUGUGUGUGUGUGUGUGUGUGUGUGUGUCAGGGGUUCCACUGUGCGACUCUGAAGUCAGGAGAUAGAAUCCUACUGGAGGUUCCUUCACACAAAAAAAAAAAACAGGAAAAUGUCCGCUAAAUAUUUCUGAAUGCUUUCAAUCCUUAAAUAGACUUUAAUAGACCUGUACUGCGAGCAUCUACUGUAUGGCUGGAACCUGCUACACUAGGGAGAUCUUAUUCCCUACCAGCUCUUCCUCUUCCUCUCAUGCAGUGUUUCUCAACCUAGGGUCCGGAACCCCAGGCCUGCCGCUCGGCUCAACUCAGACCUUCUGGGACGUGAGAUUUAUAAUGACAUUGUGAAUAUCAAUGAUAGAGAGAAGUAUUUCAUUAAAAAAAAGAAACUAAGUAGAUGAAGUAGCGGCUGCCUGAUGAAUGAUAGCCGGGAAAGGCUCAGUACUAAACGUCUCUGGAUACGCUGCUCAGACUGUAGCCAUUAUUUCAUGCUGCUUCUUGCUCCAGGAGAUCGUUGGCUUAAAGGAAACCCAGCCCCCCCCCCCCACUGUUUGAGGUAGUCUCACAUAAAAUAAAAGCCUGCUGACUUAUAGUAGACUCUUUUAAUUUCAUUAAGGCGUGCUGAGGCUUUUGCCUGGCACAAGCCAAUCCCAUUUGCCACAAUCAGAUUUGGGCUGGUGAAGCCAGAAAGUUGUAUUUAUUACUUGGUCACUCAAAACCCUUAGUUGGCCAUAAGAGUCCAUAUUAACAUUGAAUCCUACAAUGCAGUAUUGGAUUAAGAUCUACCCAUAUUGCAUUACUAUGUCACCAACUACAUCACUGUUUUUCUAAACAAAGUCGAUCAAGGGUUUGAUUUCCCUUUUUUUAUUAUUCAAUUUUCCGUCCAAAUGUUUCCUUUUCAACUGUGAUAGACGCCAGCAUCUAGACGAGAACGGCUCUAGAAAUGUUUCUGUGUUUUUUUAAUAUUGAUCCACGAAAUCACAGAAACAAUUAGGUCUAACUUAAAGGAUUGCUGCGUGAUAAUGUACCUUGUUCCGAGAGAUGGAAGCUAGUAAAUGAAACUUGGAAAAUGCUCACGAGGAGUACUUUGGGAAGCGUCUUUAAUGUUUUCGCAAGAAAAACGCUGAGGCAGCAUAUGAAGACCAUUAGGAAAACCUGAGAUGAUCCUCCCCAGCUAGUUCCUGUGUGUCUUCGGUGUACGACCGCUGAGUCACUAAUAUAUUACCGGCAGCUCAGCUGUCGAUGUGCUGACUUGGCGCAUUGGGAGGGAGAUGCAGAUAAAUCGAAGAAGUCUGCAUUGCAAGAUUUAUUCCGAUCAAAAGAUUGGGGUUCCCGGCCGUAGGUAGAGAAGCACUGCUCUCUUUCAACCGUCUCUUACCGGAAAAUAAACACAAAUAACCUGUUAACUGAUUUGUUGGGACAUUAAAAGACUAGAAAACAAACAAAGGAGCUGGUUUAGGCCUUGGUCGAUCCAGUCUUGGAAUAUUCUAGCAGGCUAACAGCCUAUCCAGCAUGUUAGCCUGCUAGCAUAUCAGCCUACAAAUGUGUUGGCCCGCUUAGUUGUUAGCUUAAUGAGCGCUGUGUGUCCGAAAGAUUUUCAGAGGGGGGUUUGAAACCUUAAGUAUCGUUCAAGGAGGUGUUUCUCUGGAUUUAGCCAAUCAGCGAUGAGUUUGAAGAUGUCUGUUUUUAUAGAUGGAAAACCAUGGGAUGUAAUGUUAUGUUUGCUGAUGAUGGUACUCACAAGGUUAGUCCAAUCUACUUUAGGAGUGUGAGGCACCUUAAAUUGGUAGUCAGUCAGAAAAUGGAAUAUUGUUUUUCAAAUUAAAUGGUUUAAAGGUUUUAUUUCUCCCUAGUUUUGGGCCUAAACAUGUUGGAAAAAAAAUCAGAAAAAUAUUUUCAGUAUGAAAACUUGUGACUUGGCAGCACUACUUGCUCCUGAGAAUCCACCUUUUGCAUGAAAUCCAGCCUAGUCAUUGUGCAUACAGCGGGGAUGCUAAGCUAAAACAGUCACAUCACUUAAUCUGUUAACAGUUAUUUUAUAGAAGUCUUGUUGUUUUAAUUGAACUUCACCAUUGCAUUGCCAUUGAUUUGAUUGUAACUGUCCAUUGCCAUUGUUGUUUUUAACUCGUGUGUUCCAGUGGGGUGGGCUGCAUUAUGGAUCAGUAUGUACAGCGCAGCCUUUCAGACGCACCUCACCCCCUGACGCCCCGUUCCCUCCCCCCCCCCCCCGAUACUCACCAUCACCAGGGGUGCGUUGGGUUGUUUGGUCGCCGUGUCCCAGUUAUUGGGACAGGGCUUAGAAAGUGUUUCAUAAGAGUUUGAUCAUUUCACGUCUGUAUGGUAUCUUAAAUUUAGUAGUUAUUUAAUUUCUCGAGAUGUUAUUCCUGUUGAGAAAAAACGGUAGUAAUUUUAACAUUCAUUUUGGGGGAUUUUUACAUGACACUACUAAAAUUUAAUACCUCUACCUUUUAGGAACUUGUACAGCUAGCGAUACAUCUUAAUGCCUUAUCGUACUCAACUGCUUUUUAAUUCUUUAAUUCUCAAAUAUUUUAAUUCUUAGUCAUGGAUUCAUUAAGAAUAUUAAAGGGGUGUAUUUAUAUUUAUAUUUUUAUAUUUCUCAACAGUAUGCAUGUCUAUAAACAGUUCUUAUGCUUACCACUCAUAAAUGUUAUGUUAUUUGUAGAUGACGUAGGGAACAUAUUAUUUUGUAAUUUUGACAAUUAAAAUUAAAACGGUUAAAAAUGUU
This is a messenger RNA of Gadus morhua (Atlantic cod), 5107 nucleotides long. It is a transcript of the gene mazb, whose product is annotated as MYC-associated zinc finger protein b (purine-binding transcription factor). Bases 726 to 2072 code for a protein of 448 amino acids. NCBI's taxonomy places the organism in Eukaryota, Metazoa, Chordata, Actinopteri, Gadiformes, Gadidae. Gene Ontology annotation, cellular component: nucleus. The transcript is spliced from 7 exons. The record is from RefSeq and is a predicted model, not a curated record. Gene Ontology annotation, biological process: regulation of gene expression.